Messenger RNA from Lactuca sativa (garden lettuce), 1531 nucleotides. RefSeq names its product cytochrome P450 716B1. NCBI's taxonomy places the organism in Eukaryota, Viridiplantae, Streptophyta, Magnoliopsida, Asterales, Asteraceae. The record is from RefSeq and is a predicted model, not a curated record. Gene Ontology annotation, molecular function: oxidoreductase activity, acting on paired donors, with incorporation or reduction of molecular oxygen; iron ion binding; monooxygenase activity. Gene Ontology annotation, biological process: sterol metabolic process.
UCUAGCAAUGGAAUUAAAGAUUUUCAUAACGUUCUUAUUAUUGUUGCUGUUAUUUUUAUUUUCUAUUUUUCUUCUUUUUGGAGGUAAGAAAUAUCCAGAUCGACUUCCACCCGGUUCUUUGGGAUUACCGGUAAUAGGGCAAAGUCUCGACCUUUUGAAGGCCUUGAAAGCCGAUAAGGUCGAUAAAUGGUUUCAAGAAGGAAUAACAAAACACGGGCCUAUUUGGAAAGCCAGUCUUUUUGGAUACCCGACAGUUGUUUUACAUGGUCCAACUGCAAAUAAGUUCAUCUACACUUGUGAUGGAAACAUACUCACCAACUCACAACCACCAUCAAUUAGUAGAAUCAUGGGUUCAAAUAAUUUAUUCGAGUUGGCUGGCCAUGAUCAUAAACGAGUCAGGGCAGCCGUUGCGUUGUUUCUAAAGCUAGAAGUGUUGAAACAAUAUGUUAUGAAAGUAGAUGAAGAAAUCCAACAUCACCUUCAAAUGCAUUGGCAUGGUAACCAUGAGAUUCAGGUGCAACCGCUGAUAAAGACCUUAACCUUCAAUGUAAUUUGCUCACUUCUAUUUGGGAUCGAAAGAGGGCCUAGAAGAGACAAACUCCUACCACAUUUCCAAGACAUGAUCGAAGGUAUACUAGCAAUCCCAAUCAAUUUGCCAUUCACUCAAUUCAAUCGUGGGAUUUUAGCAAGAAAGAACCUAGUACCUAUGUUGAUAGAUCUUAUACGUGAGAAAAGGGAAGCACUUGAAGAACAAAAACAACAUGCUAAUCCUCAUAAAGAUCUCAUCACUUCGUUGCUUAGUAUUCGUAAUGAUGAUGGCUCAACAACGAUGUCCGAUGAGGAGAUCAUUGACAACAUCAUCCUCGUGAUGAUUGCAGGAUAUGAUACAACCUCAAUCCUCCUUACAUUUUUGGUUAGACUUUUGGCUAACAACGAAUCCGUCUACUCAACUAUAGUUCGUGAGCAAGAAGAAAUUGCCAAGAGUAAAGCACCAGGGGAAGCUUUGACAUGGGAAGACCUUACCAAGAUGAAGUACACAUGGAGAGUUGCAUCCGAGAUGUUGAGGAUAAACUCUCCAGUGAUUUUAAGCUUCCGGCGAGCUACACAAGAUAUUGAGUAUGGAGGAUUUAUAAUUCCUAAAGGAUGGCAAGUGGUGUUGUCUUCGUCAAUGACACACAUGAACAAUGACAUUUUUGAAAACCCGACCAUGUUUGAUCCAACACGUUUUGAGAAGCAUUCACCACAACCACCACCUUUUAGUUUUGUGCCUUUUGGAGGAGGGCCAAGAAUGUGUCCUGGUAUUGAGCUUGCAAAAAUGGAAACUUUAGUCAUGAUGCAUCGAUUGGUGACACAGUUUACUUGGGAGCUUAUUAAGAAAGAUGAAUCGUUCAAGAGAAAUCCAAUGCCAGAAUUCGAUCAAGGAUUGUUCGUUAGGAUCACACCCAUAAAAAGCAACAUUUAUGUCAUCUAAAGGAUCAUUGUAGGGAAGAUUUGGUGUAAUAUGUUACUAAGAUUAAAUGGAUAUGUCAAA